UUGCGAGUUGGUAUAAAUACAGGCCUUUUGCAUUCCCAACUCUCGUGGCAAUUAGCAAUUACGAUUCAGCAGAGUCGUCAUGAAAGUGGCACAUCCAUCACUCGCUCUAGGGCUGCUCUUCUUCGCCGCCGCAACUCAAGCACUAGUUCUUCUGCAAGACGUUUGCCCCGAUGUGGACUACAAACUCGCAAGCGAAAUCAUUAUGCUGUGGGACGCAAAGAACUGCUCAAAGUUUUACAAGUGCUCCUACGGCGGAAACAUGAACAAAUUGCGUCCUUACGAGUUCAGCUGCCCGAAAGGAUUGACCUUUGACCCGAAAGAGGGAGUGUGUGGCUGGAGGGUAGACUUCAACCCCAAACCUUGCCACCCACUCUAUUAUCAGCUCAGCAGGAACGUCGUUUACUGAAUUCUUAGAGAUGAAUAAAAUUCAAUUUAAAUAAAUAAUGGUACAAAAAUUUGAUAGCAGGAAUAUAUUUUACUAAAACUAUAAAUUCCCGCUUUACCUGAGUAGUUUUUGCAUACAAUUAAGAAAUAUGAGGAGUAAAUAAUGGAGAUUGAAUAAAGUAAAUAUACGGAGAGCUACCUUGAAGAAGCCACAGCAGUAGUUAGUCCCGUCGCAGCACUUUUAGUGCAGACACAGAACUAACUAUUGCCUGCGACGGCACUAAGAAUUUUCUGUGUA
Messenger RNA from Neocloeon triangulifer, 682 nucleotides. RefSeq lists its product as uncharacterized. Gene Ontology annotation, molecular function: chitin binding. Gene Ontology annotation, cellular component: extracellular region. NCBI's taxonomy places the organism in Eukaryota, Metazoa, Arthropoda, Insecta, Ephemeroptera, Baetidae. The transcript is spliced from 3 exons. Bases 80 to 406 code for a protein of 108 amino acids. The record is from RefSeq and is a predicted model, not a curated record.